UUGAGGAGCCCAGGAAGGAGGCUCCGCUGGUGCCGCCGGGUCAGGGGCUACCGGGACCGGGCUGCGGCAAUCGUUAACGGGUCAUGUCGGCCGCCCAGGGCUGGGACAGGAACCGCCGGAGGGGAGGAGGCGCGGCAGGCGGUGGCGGCGGAGGUAGCGGGGCCGGCGGGGGCAGUGGGGGCAGCGGGGGUCGGGGUACUGGCCAGCUCAACCGCUUCGUGCAACUCUCCGGGCGGCCGCACCUGCCAGGCCACAGACCUCCCCCAGCACGCAGUGGACAUCGUUGUGUGGCAGAUAAUACCAAUCUCUAUGUGUUUGGAGGUUAUAACCCAGACUAUGAUGAAUCGGGAGGGCCGGAUAAUGAAGAUUAUCCCCUCUUCAGGGAGCUCUGGCGGUAUCAUUUUGCAACAGGAGUAUGGCACCAGAUGGGCACAGAUGGCUAUAUGCCCCGGGAAUUGGCAUCUAUGUCACUCGUGCUGCAUGGAAACAACCUGUUAGUGUUUGGAGGUACAGGCAUCCCAUUUGGUGAGAGCAACGGCAAUGACGUCCAUGUCUGUAAUGUGAAGUAUAAGCGAUGGGCUUUACUCAGCUGUCGGGGGAAGAAACCCAGUCGUAUAUAUGGACAGGCUAUGGCCAUCAUCAAUGGCUCCCUUUAUGUGUUUGGGGGGACAACUGGCUACAUUUAUAGUACAGACCUGCACAAGUUAGAUCUCAACACCAGAGAAUGGACACAGCUGAAACCAAACAACCUGUCCUGUGACCUACCAGAAGAGAGAUACAGACAUGAAAUCGCUCAUGAUGGGCAGAGGAUUUACAUCUUGGGAGGUGGUACCUCUUGGACAGCUUAUUCCUUAAACAAGAUCCACGCAUACAACCUUGAAACAAAUGCAUGGGAGGAAAUUGCAACAAAACCUCAUGAGAAAAUAGGUUUUCCUGCAGCCCGAAGAUGUCACAGUUGUGUUCAAAUAAAAAAUGAUGUAUUUAUUUGUGGGGGCUACAAUGGAGAAGUGAUCCUAGGAGAUAUCUGGAAGUUGAAUUUGCAGACUUUCCAGUGGGUUAAACUCCCUGCUACCAUGCCGGAGCCAGUUUAUUUCCACUGUGCGGCUGUUACACCAGCUGGUUGCAUGUACAUUCAUGGAGGAGUGGUGAACAUCCAUGAAAACAAACGGACUGGGUCAUUGUUUAAGAUCUGGCUGGUGGUACCUAGCCUGCUGGAACUGGCAUGGGAGAAGCUGCUCACGGCCUUCCCCAACUUGGCAAACCUCUCCCGAACACAGCUUCUGCACCUUGGACUAACACAGGGACUCAUCGAGCGCUUGAAAUGAGGAUUUCUGGACUGUUCAUUGAUACUGGAACUGUUAAUUUAAAGAGACUCCUUUAUUUAUGGGCAGUGUAGAAUGUGCUACAAAGAGGAUUGGUUACCCUGAUCAAGGCCUUAUUCAGAAAAUACAUCAGAUGCCUUUCUGUAAAUUGGUUUUUAAGUUUAUGGACAUCUCACUUUCCCAUGUGCUUUUGUUCUUUGCUUCUCUCCCUCCUGCCCCAACACACAUUCAUACACUAAUGUAUUCCCUCUUUCUUGGUGGACUUGAGGGAAAAGUCUGAAAGUACCUUAAUAAUGUUAGGAAACAAGAUAAGGCAAAGAAGUUUUUCAAAAAGAAUUCUGAACAUAUUGAACACAUCAGUCAAUGCACUACAAAUUAAAGCAUCAUCAUCAAAAGUAAAUAAAAUUUAAAAAUCCAGCAACAGCAACAAUAGUAGUUUGGGGGACAGAAAGAGAACAGGCUAACCUUAAGAAUCCCGCAGGUCAUGCAUAAACCUGGAUAUUAAAUUGGUGUUUCCAAGGUGUGUCCAAGUGAGUAGUUGGAUGUAAUGACAGCAGUAGUUGACAUCUCUUGCUGUUGAGAGACCUAACCCUACCCUUUGGCUUUGGAGGAAAGUUAGGCAGGUUGGCAACUCCUGGUUAGUGAUUUUUUUUCUCAUUUUUAAUGUGCCAGCAGUGGUGAGAGUUGGCUUGUCAGAAAACUUAAUGUUUGUUCAUGGGCAUGCUCUUUGUUCUUGCUCUUAGAAAUUAUGGCACCAUAAGUGUUUCCGAUUGAGAAAUAAUAUUGUCAAAUCAAAGUCCUUCAGGGAAGUUUUGAGAUUCUUCUAUGCUUAUGAAUGGACUUAAAUAUCUCUCUGACUUCAUGGGGAAUCAUAGAUCCUAAGUAUGUGGUGUCAAUGCCAUGGGACAGGAGAGCAGUGCAGAGAGUCUGCCCUCUUGAAAUAUGGGGACUGGGCUCUGGCUGGGCCAGUGGGUUUUGCUGUCAGAACUUGUUUCUCUUCUAAUCCCGAAUCAAGUCCCAUUUUCUUAGGCAACUGGUCCUCGAUUCUCCCCUUAACUUGUUGCCUCCUUUUCUGCUUUAACGUGCAUGGUGCUGAAAUUAUCUAAUAUUUGGAUAAAAGAUCUUUAGGGAAAAGCCACAGAUCAUCCUUCCUGAAGAAUCAAGUAUCAUUUCAAGACUGGCAUAAGGAAAGAAUGAAACCAAGUACCUUUGCUUUUUUGCUGUGAGGUUUUAGUUGACUUGGUUUGCUUUGGUAAUUCUAAAAAGAAAAAUGACUGAAGUUUUCAGCUGCUUUGCCCUUAGGCUGCUUGAGGAGUUGAGUGUGUCACUUGCCGUGAGCAUUUGGGUGUCCCCUGGUGACUCAAGGUGCUGAGGGCAUGCAGGAGGGGACAGAGCUGGCCCUCCCACAGUCCCCUAACAACAGGAGACUCACGGCAAGAUUUGGGACACAUUUGUUCUUUAAGUGCCUCUUUUCCACCUAGCUUUUAAAGUAUUCUUCUUUUUCUUUUACCCCAGAAGGGAUUGCUUUAGCUUAUUGUGGAUUUAAAAUCACUUUUGAGUUAUGGCUAAAGUUACUAUCGUGUUCAGUUCUGGGGAAAAAGAAACCAUGGCCUCUAGAAUUCGUACUCCUAAUCUCUAGGCCUUAUGAUAGCCCAUCUGUGUUGGAUUUAGUUAAUGCAGCCUGUAUUCUGCAGUCUUGUGAUAAGCCCUCAUCUGGGGAAUGAGGAGUGUGAGGGAGAGGCAAGAAAAGGAGCAUCCCCCAUGUCUUGCCAUUUCCAGUCCCCAGGCCACAUUCAACCUCUCACUACCCCCUGCCAGGCUUGCUUCCCAGAAGGGGUCUCUCUAGAGCAAGUCAGUCUGAGCAGCUCCCUUAGCUCAGAAUGGAACUUUGCUGUGUGACUCUAGCCUCAUCUCUCACAUGUGGUAGAAUUGUAUCCCAAAGUAAACAAGUCAUGCUUUCUAGGGGAGCAAAUGGAUUUUUUGUCACUGGUUUAUACAGGGAUCAGAGACUGAAUGCUUUAGACUUCCAUGGUCUUCGGGAUAUAAGCAAGCCUCUGGUUCUGCUACACCAGAAAGUUGGAGAAAGGGGUCUUAUUCAAGCCACACUUGCUGAUAAUCCUUUUUAAGCCUUCUGAGGGCAGUCUUCUUUGAGAUAGAUGUUGGAAACCUGACAGCAAAGACCUGUGUGUUUUAAAAGUAUAGUUGUCUAGUAUGGCCAGCUCUGAGUGCACAUCUGCACGCGUUCUGAAUACCAAAUUGAAACUGUAGGUAUGAAGACUUAAAUGAAGAUGACUGGGCUCUAUGUACGGGUCACAAGGCAUUUAAUGUAUCUAUAGUCAGUGAAUUCCCAACACUGUUACCUGAUUUGGGCCAGGUUUGAGGUACUCCCAGCUGUCUUCCUGCAGUCCUGGGAAACUAAGUGCAAUAUAGAGAAACACACAUGGAUAUAUACAGAUUAUGUAGAGGGUGUGACUAUAAAGCAGCUACACUAUAAAGCAGCUACACUACUUUUUUUAAUCUGUCUUGGGGAAGUCAGUUCACUAGAGUAAAAUUAUACCAAGAAUUUUUGAUGUAAUCAUAAGCUGACUCUUGAUAAAGCUGGAUUUUGAAGUCCUUGUUUUCCUACCCCAGUUCAUAGAAAUUCUUGUUCUUGGAUUUGUUAGAAUUGAGAUAUUGUCCCAGUCAUUUCUGUGCUGUCAUGUUUGCAUGUCUUAUCCAGGAACAAGGAAGUCCACUUGCAAGGUGGUUCCUAAAUGGAGAAUUAAAACCUAAUAUUUAGUAAUACCAGUUUUCCCAUCUAUACAGUAAUUUAUCUGGUAAUGUACUACUUUAGUAAAUGACAAAAAUGAUGCUUUCUUCAUUUAAUAAAGCAUAUUCCACACCAUGGAAAAAACUACAUGUCAAUAUAGAAUUGAUUGACAUUUUAAGUAUUCUUUGAGGACUAAACAAAACUCUCUUUCACUGGCAGAAUCUUCUUUCUUCAGGAUCCAAUGACUUGAUUAAAAUUUUACUCUACACCAUUCAUGUCCACUACAUAGCUAGAUUUAAUAGUGCAAUUAUAAGCAUAUUAACAUUUCUAAGCAAAAGGUAUGUUGACAGUGACCUUUGGUACCCAGAGUAGCAACAGUAAAGCACAGAUAAUUGAAAUCCAUAGAUAAUCAGUGUUUCAACUGAAGAAUUGAUUCAUUUAUAUUUCUUUUCCCUCCUUGUCCCUUUCCCACAAACACCUCCUUUUCGAUGAGAUGAAUAAUUCGAAAAAGAAAAGGCUUACAGAGGGGCUAGCAACCAGCCAACACAUAAGCAGCCCAAUGAACUGAGCUGAGCUGUGUAGGACAACUGAUUACUAUUGAGUGCACAAAUGAAGCACAGGUGAUAACCCUCAGUUAUCAGCAUGAUCUCCUGCCCAAGUUCUGGACUGUCUGUCCUGAACCCCCAAAGAACUCAGCACCUGUGGGAAGAGAAAGCUGUAUAUGACAGACACAGGAAAUCCCAUCAUUUGAACACAUUUCAUUGACUUUUGAUCCAUCUUUGCUUUUUUUUUUUUUUUUCU
Messenger RNA from Castor canadensis (American beaver), 4872 nucleotides. It is a transcript of the gene Klhdc10, whose product is annotated as kelch domain containing 10. Gene Ontology annotation, molecular function: protein binding. NCBI's taxonomy places the organism in Eukaryota, Metazoa, Chordata, Mammalia, Rodentia, Castoridae. Gene Ontology annotation, biological process: positive regulation of stress-activated MAPK cascade. The record is from RefSeq and is a predicted model, not a curated record.